GUAUGGUUCCAAAAUCGAAGAGCAAAGUUCAGGAAACAAGAAAGACUAAAUCAACAAAAACAAGCACAACAGCAGUCCAAUCAGAAAUCCAGUAACAACAAUAAUGCUUCCAAUAACCAAUCGACGUCAAGUAGCAGUAGCAACGGCAGUGGAAACGGUCUUCUUAUCAACAGUAACGGAUCGUCCAAAGAUUCUAAUAAUGACAAUUCGAAAGUGGUAUCUUCAAUGAUGCCUCCUCCACCUCCACCAAACACUAAAUCUCUUAACGGGAAAUCUCUUCUCGAUGCAAAGUGGAGUGGAUCUCCGAAUCCGUCUCCGUGUGCGCAGAAAUCUGCCCAGCUUAACUCUCCCGUCCUACCUCCGUCCUCCUUCUCCCUCUCCUUUCCUCUCAGUCCACCUGUAGACAGUAAAGCCAACAUCUUUUGAGUACUUUUCCUCUCUUUUCCUGGAUCCCAUUCAUCAGAAUCGGGAGAGGAGUGACGGAGGCAGUUGUUUACUUUCUGUAAUGUGACAAUAUGAUUUAAUAAAGUUCGAAAAAUGUGUUA
Molecule: messenger RNA, 545 nt
Organism: Stegodyphus dumicola
Lineage: Eukaryota; Metazoa; Arthropoda; Arachnida; Araneae; Eresidae
Biological process (GO): regulation of transcription by RNA polymerase II
Molecular function (GO): DNA-binding transcription factor activity, RNA polymerase II-specific; RNA polymerase II transcription regulatory region sequence-specific DNA binding
Source: RefSeq, a predicted model, not a curated record